Messenger RNA from Mesoplodon densirostris (Blainville's beaked whale), 2264 nucleotides. RefSeq names its product MOB kinase activator 1B (gene MOB1B). The transcript is spliced from 7 exons. Gene Ontology annotation, biological process: positive regulation of protein phosphorylation; hippo signaling. The record is from RefSeq and is a predicted model, not a curated record. Gene Ontology annotation, cellular component: nucleus; cytoplasm. Bases 224 to 874 code for a protein of 216 amino acids. Gene Ontology annotation, molecular function: protein kinase activator activity. Lineage: Eukaryota; Metazoa; Chordata; Mammalia; Artiodactyla; Ziphiidae.
CCUCGACCAAACACGGUGGCUCCAGCACACUUGCGGGGCGUGGCCCGGGGCUGCAAAGCCAUUGGAACUAGCAAAGCCGAACAAGUUGCAGCCGCCGAGCAGCCGGCGCUCCCCGCCUCCUCCUCCUCUCCUCCUCCUCCUUCUAAUCCUUGCCUGGCCGCCGACGUCGCCGCCACCCCGAGGCCUCGCGACCGCCGAGCCCGCAGCCCACGCCACGGCCGACAUGAGCUUCUUGUUUGGUAGUCGCUCUUCUAAAACGUUUAAACCAAAGAAGAACAUACCAGAAGGUUCUCACCAGUAUGAGCUCUUAAAGCAUGCAGAGGCCACACUGGGCAGUGGAAACCUCCGGAUGGCUGUCAUGCUUCCUGAGGGGGAAGAUCUAAAUGAGUGGGUUGCAGUGAACACUGUAGAUUUCUUCAAUCAGAUCAACAUGCUUUAUGGAACAAUCACAGAUUUUUGUACAGAAGAAAGUUGUCCAGUGAUGUCAGCUGGCCCAAAAUAUGAAUAUCAUUGGGCAGAUGGAACAAACAUAAAGAAGCCUAUUAAGUGCUCUGCACCAAAGUACAUUGAUUACCUGAUGACUUGGGUUCAGGACCAGUUGGAUGAUGAGACAUUAUUUCCAUCAAAAAUUGGUGUCCCGUUUCCGAAGAAUUUCAUGUCUGUGGCAAAAACUAUACUCAAACGCCUCUUUAGGGUUUAUGCCCACAUUUAUCAUCAGCAUUUUGACCCUGUGAUCCAGCUGCAGGAGGAAGCACAUCUCAAUACAUCUUUCAAGCACUUUAUUUUUUUUGUCCAGGAAUUCAACCUUAUUGACAGAAGAGAACUUGCACCACUCCAGGAACUGAUUGAAAAACUCACCUCAAAGGACAGAUAAAAGGAUGCAGAUGUGUGCAAAUUAUUCCUCAAAUGAAGCUGUGUGGAGUGAAUUUGGAUUUUGUUUUAUUUUAUUUUUAUCUUGGUUGUUUUUAUGUUAGGUUUGGGGGGCUUGUUUGGGUUCCUUUUUCUUUAUCCUGAAUAAAUGAAACCAUAUACUAUGGCUAGAGGAAGGCAAAAACCAUUCUGUAUUCAGUUGAUAGGGGUAAAUUUUGUCUUAGUGGCAUACAGUAUUUUUUUUACUUGGGGAAUUUUUGAUAAUAUAUGUUGAAAGAAAUGCUUAUUGAUUGGACUGCUGAUGGAUGGGGGUUCUCCAUUGUGUAAAUUGUGGUUGAUCUUUGAAGUCCCCAAAAGUCUUAUGUUUUCAAGUGCCUUGGCAGGCUCAUUUCUGAGGUGCAAAGCACAGACAUAGAACUGAACAGGGCUUGAAACAAUAUUAGGAUUACUACCCAGGGCACUUACUGAUGCAUGUUUCAAAAUACCUAUUGAUAAAAGCCAUAGUUUACCUAAAUUGGUGAUCUCCAGCUUUUACUACAUUAAAGAAACACAGUUUGUAAAGGUGUGCAUGUAGAGCAUAAAAAAUUAGUAUUUCUUAAUUAUUUUUGAUAUUGAUAGUAAUUCUGUUCAACAGAUGAUUAAAGUUCUACAAGCAGGUCUUUUCCAUCUCUUGAUAUCUGUGAUAUUGAAACUUGAAGAUGUUGAAAUGUAAUACCGAUUACAUUUUGGCUUCUUUCUACAUGUUAACUGCACUGUAGGUGUAAAAAUUCAGGUUAUAUAUAGGUUUGCCAUCUUCAGAGAUGAUGCUGAACUGUGAGGUUUCUUAGCAAUUGCCAAAUGAGCCAUAAAUCUGCAGAAUCCCCUUCUACUUUGAAGAGGAGGUGAUAGGAGUGUGUGUUUGUUUGCAGGGGGUUAGUUUGAAUGGUGCGUUAUAGAUGGGAUUAAGUACAGGGAGUCAAGUUCAAGAAAGUCCUUUCUCAAAACUCUUGAAUAGAAUGGCAUGAAUAUUUUAAUCAAUAUCUUGUAAGCAAAGUCUUAGAGACUUCCUUUUAGGAAUCAACUUCCAUGAGAAGUUAAACAUAAAUGACUAAUUUUAGAUAUAGACAUAAACAUGGAAUUUAAGGACUGUUUGGGGAAAUUGAUCACUUUACAGCAUUUCCAUUCAGUGAAUGGAGCUGGUGUUUGUCAUUUUAAAAUGAUACAGUACCUUCUUUACUUGUUAUAGGCCCAACUUGAAGCAUUCUGACUUCUGAUUUUUCCACUGUGAAAGGAAAUCUUUCUUUGCAGUGAUAUCAGAUAAUGAAAGUGCUAAAGUAGUAGUUAUUAACUUUUACAUUUUUUUUGCUAUGACUUUCUAGUCAACUAUUCCCAUAAGUAAAAAGUUCAGAAACUUA